AUGUGCUACCGCCAAACCGUGGGGGAUAUCUACGAGGCAUGCAAUUGCUUCUACAUGCUCUACAAUAUUCCCGGCACGAUUGACUGCGAGGACCCGCUCUGCAUACACAGCACGUUGCAUAGGCAUACGCAUCCCAACUGCGGCUGUCGUGAUCAAAUCAUCGAAAUUCGCAAGGCGCGCAACCGCUUUCAUUUCGCCUGCGAUGAUUGUCGCCGCCGCGAAUUCGACCGGCGGGCGCGCGAGCCCGUACGCGGGAGAUAA
Schizophyllum commune H4-8 is the source of this 261-nucleotide messenger RNA. RefSeq lists its product as uncharacterized. The record is from RefSeq and is a predicted model, not a curated record. NCBI's taxonomy places the organism in Eukaryota, Fungi, Basidiomycota, Agaricomycetes, Agaricales, Schizophyllaceae. The coding region runs from base 1 to 261 and encodes 86 amino acids. The transcript is spliced from 4 exons.